UCGCCUGCAUGCUGCUGCACCGGCCGCGUAGCGAAGCCGCCUCGAAGAAGUAGUACACGGAGUCUCCGCGAGUUGUGCGCCAUUUCGCUCUACUCCGCUAACGAGCAUCAGUACAGCAGCGGUGCGGCAGGAGUAUCUAAUAGCUCUCUCUCUCACUCCCGCGCGCGAAGUUCUGCCCCCCACCCGUGCUUCGCCGAGGCGUGUUGUUUGUUGGUUUGGGUUAUAUAGCGCUGCUCGGCCUCGCUUGGCAGACGACAGGGGCUAUCCGGCAGCCGACCAACGUCCGUGCAUUGUGUGAAAAGGCGCGUUUGUUAGUCAGUGGCAGUUACAGCAGACGCGUGUUGUAACCUCGGCACGGUCCCUUCGUUCUGCAGCCGCGUACAUCGUCUGAGUGAGAAUUAAUCACCAACAUGAGUACGGACGAGAAAUAUGGUCUGAGCGACGAGCAAAUCUCGGAGUUUAAGGAGGCGUUCACACUAUUCGACAAGGAUGGUGACGGCACGAUCACCAGCGAUGAACUGGGAAUCGUGAUGCGUUCCCUGGGACAGAGGCCAUCGGAGAGGGAACUCAGGGACAUGAUCAACGAGGUGGACGAAGACGGAAAUGGAACGAUUGAGUUCAACGAGUUUCUUAUGAUGAUGUCCAAGCGGAUGAAGGAUACGGAUCAGGAAGAGGAGUUGCGAGAAGCAUUCCGAGUGUUCGACAGAGACGGCGAUGGCUUCAUCAGCCCACCUGAGCUUCGCUACGUCAUGACGAACCUCGGAGAGAAGCUGACCGACGAGGAGGUGAACGACAUGAUCAAGGAAGCCGACCUCGACGGAGACGGACUUGUGAACUACAACGAAUUUAUCCACUUCUGCCACAAUUUGCAAUCAUUUCAGAAUUUGUUAUCAUGAUGUCAGCGAAGUAAGACGGAGGUAGAGACAGUCCGAGCGUCAUUAUGUGCGUCUCGUCAUCGUUCAAAUAGCCUUGCGUCACACCGUGACGGUCCCGAUAUGAAAAGUAUUUCCGAGGCAUUUCCGCCACAACUGGCGGCUCUACGCCAACAAAAAGGUUUUUCCCAAAACGUUGGUGCAUGCUCCUUUUUAUACAGAAGGUCUGUAUUGCGAGUAGAUUGUCUGACAAUAUAACGGGUUUGGCUUGAUGGGUUCGACCAAUUAACCGCAUGGAUUUGAGGCUCCCGAAUUUUUUGUGCCCACGUUUUAUUCCGUAUUGCAAGAAUAUUUUUCAUUUUGGGUUCACGUGUGUGGUUGGACGACGCCAUCUUUGACAUAGGUAUAAUAACGCGAAUGUAAUGUGGAACUGUUUAGAGAGUACAUCUGCCUGCUUUUUUGUACAUACGGGUGAUGCUGUUGUGUCGUUUUAUAUAUGGAGAAUUUGUAAACGUUCUCAUGCGUUUUAGAAGUAUUUAUUUCCGAUUAGUAAUCUAGCUUGUUAAGAUAUUUUUUAUUAUUACACGCGAAUUGUAAAUGUCUGUCUUCUCAGAUUAUACGUUAAGCUGGCGAAUUACGAACUUACUUCUUAUAUAUACGAACUUAUAUAUAUAUACUAACAGUUUCGGAUCGGAGAGAUCUAAAUGAGACUUUAUAACAUAGAUAUGUGGCACAAACGAUCGCGAUACGCCCUAUAUUGUGCAGAAAGUCUCGUAAGAUCUUGUCUCUACAGAGACGUGACAUUAUAUAUAUAUAUAUAUAUAUAUAUAUAUAUAUACCUUAUUUCUUCCCUUUACGCUUCUGGCGUUUGUUGCCAUACUGCGCUACAUUCUUGUUAGACAUCUUCGUUAAUUUUCUCUUGGGAAGUGUAUCCGAUUGUGGUGCAUAAUAUAUGAUUGUGAAAUAUUGUUUUGACGUUCUCUUUUAUGGUACGUUUUAAUGCCGUUGUAGAGUUCGCACGGACAGUUUCGUAAGAACAAAUGCUGUAUUUUUUAUCGUGCGCGAGGUUCAAUACAUAUAACAUAUAACAUAUAUAACAAUAGUUUCACUUGGGAAAAUUAAUAGAUACUAAGCAAAACAACUAGCCGCAAAAUGGACGUCUUCAACUGCGUGCGUUAUGUACAUCAGACAGGUCAAUAUAGUUCCCGGAAUAGCGGCACAUAUUCAGUAGAACUGACGAGCAGGAAUAUAAACCGUCUGCAUGGCAAAAAGUAUUUUGCUUUCAGCAGGAUAGCAUCCUGUUGUUUGAUAUGUGCUGGCCGGUAGAAAUUCCGGGCGUUUAUUUGGCGUGUGGAGUUUGUAAGUGAGUCAGUGGCAGUAAUGCUUAUAAUCGUGGAGUUAUCUUUGAGGUUUACGGCAUUUUGUGGUGUGAUUUCAAUGUGUGUCGGACCGCAUGUGCAUGGUUUGGGAUUUUGAAAUGGCUUACCGCUCUUGGUAAAUAGGUAAUGCAAUAGUUACUAGCGCGAAUAAAUCGGUGUUGUGCGUA
Molecule: messenger RNA, 2418 nt
Organism: Priapulus caudatus
Lineage: Eukaryota; Metazoa; Priapulida; Priapulimorpha; Priapulimorphida; Priapulidae
Product: calmodulin-A-like
Exons: 6
Coding region: 411-896 (161 amino acids)
Molecular function (GO): calcium ion binding; enzyme regulator activity
Source: RefSeq, a predicted model, not a curated record